Procambarus clarkii (red swamp crayfish) is the source of this 3424-nucleotide messenger RNA. RefSeq names its product Ribonuclease X25 (gene RNaseX25). Gene Ontology annotation, molecular function: ribonuclease T2 activity; RNA binding. The record is from RefSeq and is a predicted model, not a curated record. Gene Ontology annotation, biological process: RNA catabolic process. Lineage: Eukaryota; Metazoa; Arthropoda; Malacostraca; Decapoda; Cambaridae. Gene Ontology annotation, cellular component: extracellular region.
GUCGUAGUCUGAGAAAAGUUUCCUUUGUUGAGGUGGUUGGUGGGUAUUAUCGUCUCGGGGCGCAGCUGCUUGUACAGUAUACUAGCAGUAUACUAGCAGCUCCGUACCUACUGCUUAGUCGCCCAAAAGUGACUAGAUUUGUUUAGACUGAGCAUACUAAUCUCCUUAAGUUCAAGCUCCCUGCUUGCGGAGGAUAGCUACAAUGAAAUUAGUGUUAAUUCUAACACUCAUCCGCACUCUGUUAGUGCAUGCCAGAGCCUCGUGGAGCACUCAGUGGGACGUCCUAAUAUUCACACAGCAGUGGCCAAUAACUAGCUGCAUUAGCCACUUAAUACAAAACCCCGAUGGAGCAUGCAAUCUUUUCCCCAAUAUGACUUCUUGGACAAUUCAUGGAAUAUGGCCCACCAAGCUUGGAACCAUUGGUCCAAAUUUUUGUAACAAUUCGUGGCAUUUCCAAGAGGCAGAGAUUAUUCAGCUCGAGCCCUACUUAAUUAAGUACUGGGGCAAUAUAUUUGCUGAAGACCCCCAGACAUCUCUUUGGAAGCACGAGUGGGUGAAACACGGCACGUGUGCAGCCGAGCUUCCUGCCCUCAGUUCGGAAAAAAAAUAUUUUGAAAAAGGUCUCGAGUGGGUUACCCAGUAUGACUAUGUAGCUGUCUUAGGCAAGCAUAACAUUUAUCCGCAUGACAUCAAUACCUAUAGUCGUGAUGAUAUCAACAGUGCCAUCGCUGACAUGUUUGGAGUUGAUCCAGCCAUUGAUUGCAUUUAUAACAAGAAAACCAAGCAACACGAACUGUCACAAAUCAAGUUAUGUUUUGAUCGCUCAUUACACAUAGUCAAUUGUGAUGGCAUCAUUGGCUAUGAAGAAAAUGUAAUUGGAAACUGUCCUAAGAAAGGAAUUAUAUACCCCUCAUCUGUGAGGACUGGGGGAAAGGAAUACAGUUACUCUCGGAAGUUGGCCGACCUGCGAAUACAACGCUGGGAAGAGGCGCAAGCCACAUGCGUUUCAUGGCUGUGUCAUGCUCUAAUGAUGGUCUAUUCUCUCAUGUGGAUUACUCUCUGAACUCAUGAAGUCAAACAUUGCGGAUGGCCUUGUAUUUUAACUUUUAGCUAUGACUUUUUUUUUAAUAACUUUUAGCACAUCCAUAGUUUGUAAAGUACAACUUUAUUUUGUAUUUUAAAAUAUUUAAUAUGCAACAUUAUUGUUAAUUUCUGUAAAUUAUGUAAUUGUUUAAAAUUUAAAAAAAAUUGUAUUUUGUAUUAGAUUAUAUUUGUAUUGACUGUGUUCAUACCUCAGGUUGAAAUACUGUACCAGUUUGUCCAUGCUAGUGUCAGCUGCUUAAUACAAUUUACUGGUUAGUUGAUCAAAUUUUGUAUGGAUACUAAUGAAGUAUUGUAAGCACUUUAAAGGAUAGAACGGAUGCAAUUACUGUGUAUUCAAGUCUUAAUUUAAUAGUCUUGUAUUAUAAAUUAUUUUUGAAGGAUUGCAGCUUGACUUUUUAACAAAGAGUUUGGUAUAUUGUUAAAAAUGCUGUAUAUAAUUGUAGUCAUUAGUGUAAGUUUAUAAGGCAUCUAAACACUCAUAAUACAAAAUUGUAGCAUUCAUUUUGCUCAAUAUCACGAUCUGUGAUGAUUCAAUAGGCCUAUUCUAUUACAUAAUUGCUACCAGUUUCUUCCUCACUUUAUUUGGAGUGAACAUACACAUUUGUUUCUCUUUAUCUUACACAGGGUAUCUCUUUCAUUACAGAUUUUGAGUUUCUUUAUUUUUGUAUCCAUUAAUCCCUAACUUGGGGGGAGUAGUGUGUGUGUGUGUGUGUGUGUUUCCUGUGACACUUCCCCCUUGUUUCUCUAAUAUGGGGGACGUUCACAGGAUGUUUCUAAAACUUGCUCAUGGUUCCUGAAUAUGGGAAACGUAAAUGAAGUGUCCUGUGAUACACUUCCCCCAUGGUUUUUGUGUCUUUGGCCUGUUCACACUCCUGCACUCCAUGUGUUGCUCUGACACAUUUUCUCAACCUCGACAUUGCCUUGUUAGCAAAUGUAUUUGAUCUGUUUUCUUAUUUUAUACAUUUCCCUUACUUGUUCCUUCAUUUUUUUUCAUUUCAUUCUUUCUUUCACGUUAUUGUGGGCUUUUUAAAGGAGUUACUCAACAUUGUUCCUCAAAUGGCAACUGCUCAAGUUAUUUACCAGAUGUUUAAAAAUGUUGCCACAUAUACCUGGGCAAGAUUCUGUUUAUCAUCCUCUAAGAGGAGUUCUCAGGAUGAUUAAUAUAUAUAUAUAUCACAGUAUAUAUAUAUAUAUAUCUCUCACACACACAAAACUAACAGGGAAGAGUUCCUGAGGCCUGAAACUUCAAGAACAAGAGGACAUAGAUUUAAACUAAGUAAACAAAGCUGUCGAAGGAAUAUAAGAAAAUUCACUUUCGCAAACAGAGUGGUAGAUGGUUGGAACAAGUUAGGUGAGAAGGUAGGUGGUGGAGGCCAAGACUGUCAGUAAUUUCAAAGCAUUAUAUGACAGUGCUGGGAAGAUGGGACACCAUGAGCAUAGCUCUCAUCCUGUAACUACACUUAAGUAAUUACUUACAUCGCCAUAAACACAAUCAUCAGAUUCAUCACACCAGUUAAUAGUUAGAAAGGGAAGCAAGGAGUUUUGGCUUGCUCUUGGCAUACACAACUAAGUGAAUAAAUGCGCACACACAUGCAUGUGCUGUAUUAACCAAAACGUUUUUGUAUUAAUCAGAUAAACACAAAUUUCAUCACACCACUGUUUGCAUUUCAUCAUAUUACAUCAUCAUAUAUACAAUGUGCCACAUAGCAGCCUGUGUGAAUAUAUUUUAAUGGCCAAGCUGAAAUCUGUUUUUAACAUAAAUUAUUAUUGUGCAAUACUGGCGCAAUACAGAGCCAAAAAUUUUCUAAAAAAAAGUUGUAAAUACGUGUAUUAAUUAUUUUCCUAGAUGUCAGAGGAAUGAUAUGUUUAUUAGGCACAGCAUUUUCUUUUAAUAAAGUCAUGAUUUCUUCAAUUUGAAUUUUGGACUGCAUAUGGUAUGUAGAUAGUUGCUGUUAUAAUCCCAGCGUGUAUAUAAUGUCUUCUUGUAUAUUUGAUUUUCUGUUCAGUUGGUCCUCACCCUGCGCACUUUUUCACACAUGUAUUUGUGUUUUUAUCAUCAAGAUUUAAAUGGCAUAUGGGGUGAGAUCACCUCUGCAUGAGGUUCCUGCAACAAAAGUUGUUGCUUUGGUCAGCAACAUCUAAAUAUCAGACUUUUUAACACUGCCACUCUUCAGAAAUCUUUGUUGUCUUGUAUCUGACAGUAUUUUUGUCACAUUUUACAUGUAAGUUCUUGUAUCAUGUCAUCUGUCAUGUUACUUGCAUAGCAUUAUGUUCUGUAUUUGUGACCGGAAAGUGACGAGUAUUUAAUAAUAUAUUCAGA